UAGUGCUGUGGCAUUUGGAAUAUGAGUGAUACGCGUGAACAGAUUUUGGAACAAAUCAAAUUACAAGGCGAUCUCGUGCGUCAGCUGAAAGCAUCGAAGGAGUCUAAAGAGAAGGUUUGAAAAUAGCAAAUGCAAAAAGUUGUUGCAAAGAGAGUUAAAAAAUAAUAAGAAAAGUAUUGAAAUCCAAAAAUGUUGCGUUCAAUUGGCCGCCAGUGGCGCUGUAGUGCUGCGUUACAGUGUCGUUGCCUUAAUUCUGAUCGCCGGCAGCAGCCGCUGGCGCCAUCUAGCGUCGAGCGCGCGUUAUCAACAUCGGUUGGACAACAACAAGUCAAAGCACAACAGCAACAACAACAACAAUUACAAGAACAACAACAACAAAUGCAUAAGAUCGAUGAGGAGGUGUCACGUCUGUUGGCCUUGAAGGCCAAACUCGGUGGCGAUGCGGCGCCAACGAAUCAAAAGUUCACCUUGAAGACGCCAAAAGGAACACGCGACUAUGCGCCACAACAGAUGACGUUGCGUCAAGGUGUGCUCGACAAGAUCAUCCAGGUGUUUAAGCGUCACGGCGGCGAGGCCAUCGAUACGCCCGUUUUUGAGCUCAAGGAGGUACUAACGGGCAAAUAUGGCGAGGACUCGAAGCUCAUUUAUGAUCUAAAAGAUCAGGGCGGCGAGAUAUUAUCGAUGCGUUAUGACUUGACCGUUCCCCUGGCUCGCUAUCUGGCCAUGAACAAGAUAUCCAGCAUUAAACGAUAUCACAUUGCCAAGGUCUAUCGGCGUGACAAUCCGGCGAUGACACGUGGUCGCUAUCGUGAGUUCUAUCAAUGUGAUUUCGAUAUUGCCGGCACCUAUGAUCCCAUGUUGGCGGAUGCCGAAUGCGUUAAGAUUGUUGCCGAAAUUCUCGAUACCCUUGAUAUUGGCGACUAUGUGAUUAAGCUGAAUCAUCGCCAGCUAUUGGAUGGCAUGUUUGAGGCAUGUGGCGUUCCCGCAAAGGACUUCCGUGCCAUCUGCUCUGCGGUCGACAAGUUGGACAAGUCACCGUGGGAGGAAGUGCGCAAGGAAAUGGUUGAUGAGAAGGGUCUGGAUGGCGACACGGCCGACAAGAUUGGCGAGUAUGUGCGUCUUAGCGGUGGCAAAGAGCUUGUUGAGCAGCUGCUGUCGGAUCCAAAGCUCAAGGCGGUACCCAAUGCUGUCAAGGGACUCGAGGGAAUGCAGCUGCUGCUCAACUACUGUGCUCUCUUUGGACUCGAGUCGCGCAUUAGCUUCGAUUUGAGUCUGGCCCGUGGCCUCGACUAUUAUACGGGUGUCAUCUACGAGGGUGUACUUAAGGCUGAGCCUGGCGCUGUCGGUUCACCCGUUAAAGCAUCGCCAGUGCUUGAGAAUGGAAAGGCAGUGACGGAACAGGGAAGUGGCGGUACCGUUGGAUCUGUCGCCGGCGGCGGACGCUAUGAUAAUUUGGUUGGCAUGUUCGAUCCACGCGGCAAGGCUGUCCCCUGUGUGGGUGUCUCCAUUGGCGUGGAGCGCAUCUUUGCGGUGCUGGAAGCCAAAUUUGCGGCCACCAAAGUCAAGUUGCGCACUAACGAUGUGGAGGUGUAUGUGGCAUCCGCUCACAAGGGUCUACACGAGCAGCGAUUACGCGUGCUCAAUCAGCUUUGGGAUGCAGGCAUUAAGGCGGAGCAUUCCUACAAACUGAAUCCCAAACUUCUGGCCCAAUUGCAACAUUGCGAGGAGCAUCAAAUACCUUUGGCCAUCGUCUUGGGCGAUGCCGAGUUGGCCCAAGGUGUGGUCAAGCUACGUGACGUGACCACGCGGCAGGAGUCCACCGUCCCGCUGGCGGAGCUGCCCAACGAGAUUCGUAGCCGUCUGAAGGAAUAGCUUACAACGCCCUACAGAUCUGGCCACUCCUCACAACGUCUGGAUAUUACAGCUACAUAUUGAUGAUUUUUUUUUUGCCUAAUUUAUCUGCGCAUCAAAUGUUUUUUUUUUAUUUUUUACUUAAUUUGUUUUUAUUUACGAUUUGUAUUUGUAUUUGCUCUCGCGUGGAGACACCAUGUGCUACUAUAUUAUAUGAACCUACCAUUAAAUAUAGGAAUAAGUUAUAGACAACUUAUACCAAAACUGGAGACUAAAAAUAAACUGCAACGCAAAAGCAUUCGCAUUCACAAACUUUAAGUAUAUUGAAAAAAAAGACGAAGAAAUAUGCGUUCUUAAGCUAA
Drosophila innubila is the source of this 2213-nucleotide messenger RNA. RefSeq names its product histidine--tRNA ligase, cytoplasmic (gene HisRS). The record is from RefSeq and is a predicted model, not a curated record. Lineage: Eukaryota; Metazoa; Arthropoda; Insecta; Diptera; Drosophilidae. Gene Ontology annotation, biological process: mitochondrial translation; histidyl-tRNA aminoacylation. The transcript has 6 exons. Gene Ontology annotation, molecular function: histidine-tRNA ligase activity; ATP binding. The coding region runs from base 190 to 1872 and encodes 560 amino acids. Gene Ontology annotation, cellular component: mitochondrion; cytoplasm.